Messenger RNA from Coccidioides immitis RS, 1109 nucleotides. RefSeq lists its product as uncharacterized. Bases 1 to 363 code for a protein of 120 amino acids. The transcript has 2 exons. NCBI's taxonomy places the organism in Eukaryota, Fungi, Ascomycota, Eurotiomycetes, Onygenales, Onygenaceae. The record is from RefSeq and is a predicted model, not a curated record.
AUGUCGAGAGAGAUUGAGUUGACGAGGAUGAUGGUGGUGAUGAUGUCGGUGAUGGAUUGUUGGCAGGAGGAGGAGGGAGAAGGCCACAGAGACACGAAACAAGGGUACGGCAGAAAAAGUUGCGGUGGAGGAUGGCGGUAUGGUAUGGUACGGUACAACGAUGUAUUUUACGAGGCGGUUGUGUGUUGUACUGUACCGGCGCACCGCCCCAGAGCGGAGAAGGGCGGCAAAAACUUUGUUCGACGAGCGUUUCGCGAUGGGGCGCUUGACGGGAGAGCGACACGAAGCAAUUUCUCCCUGACCCACCCAGAUGACAGGCCAGAGAGUAGCCAGAGCAGCAAGCCCAGAGGUGGAUUCUCUUGAUCAAUUUCCAGCAAGGGGUAGUGUCAACGAGAAACGAAAGUUUGGUCCUCGGGUGGAUGCGCUCGGACAUGGUCCCUGUAGUCGGAGAUAUCGCCCCAGGGCGACUUUGAAGUUGAGUGCAAACAACCAGGAUUCACCUGGUGGUGUAAUCUUUGGCGAAAUGGCAGAGAAAAAUAACAGUGGAAAAUCAAACACAAAUGGAAUGAGCAGUUCAUGAUCAAGGAAACAAAAAUACUAACCAAAGUCCUUUCAAAGAUUUUCAAAGCUCUACGAGUCCGGGACGGGUCCUCCAUUAAGGGUGAGAGGGCUUCGAGUAGAUCGUAGUGGAAAGCUAUUUUUGAUGAAAACGACCUAAUACUCAGACAGUAUAUGGGGAAGUGGUCAUCGAGCGACAAGAUAAGGAAGAAGAGCGUGAGAUCGUGUGGUGAUAAGGCUUUGGCUAUGCCGUUGAAUAUGUAUCAGGAGAGCCGUGACGGAAGUUGACGAUGUUGACGGGUUCAAGUUGACAGACGCGGAAAACACUCGAUAAAUGAGAUCGGCAGGCAGCGAGGAAAAUUCCUUUCAACAAGGCUCUGCGCGAUAUAAGUGGUGCCUGCGCUUCCGCAGCGACGAAUCACGCAGGAAAAGCUCAGGUCAGACUCGAACAAUCGGGAUUAAAGCAAGGGGCUUUAAUCGGGGCGAGGGUGACGGGCAUUUAUGGACUACGAGGACGGUGUCCUGCAUCUCCUAUUUGAUAUGUGAUGACG